This is a messenger RNA of Chinchilla lanigera (long-tailed chinchilla), 2258 nucleotides long. It is a transcript of the gene Actr1b, whose product is annotated as ARP1 actin-related protein 1 homolog B, centractin beta (yeast). Bases 162 to 1460 code for a protein of 432 amino acids. NCBI's taxonomy places the organism in Eukaryota, Metazoa, Chordata, Mammalia, Rodentia, Chinchillidae. The transcript is spliced from 12 exons. The record is from RefSeq and is a predicted model, not a curated record.
GAAGUGGGCGCUGCUGGCCUGAUGUUUUGGAGCGGUUGGCCCGGUGAUCCCUAGGCUUCCCAGAGAGCUGCAAAAAAAUGCAAGCUACUCUCCACCAGUCACUUACGCGCCACCACCUGCUUGGCCUCUUGGCUCCUUUGACCCUCUGCUGAAGUGCUCCCAUGUGGAACAGAAAUCUCACAGACGCCAGGGCAGUGGAGAGUUCAGGGCCAUGCUUCCAGGACCGAGGAACAGUUUGGGGAUGUUCAGCAGCAUCCCUGGCCUCUAUGCGCUGGAUACCACUCGCGCCCUGUCCUGUUUCCCCUGGUCAGACAAAAGUUCCCCAGGGCAGGGGACGCAAAGUCGCCUCUGGCUUUGAACCACUGUUGGACCUGCAGGGCUCGGGGGUGAUCAAGGCUGGCUUUGCAGGAGACCAGAUUCCCAAAUACUGUUUCCCAAACUAUGUCGGGCGGCCUAAGCACAUGCGGGUGAUGGCCGGAGCCCUGGAGGGGGACCUCUUCAUCGGACCCAAGGCAGAGGAGCACCGGGGGCUGCUGGCCAUCCGCUACCCGAUGGAGCACGGCGUGGUGCGGGACUGGAACGACAUGGAGCGCAUCUGGCAGUACGUGUACUCCAAGGACCAGCUGCAGACCUUCUCGGAGGAGCACCCGGUUCUCCUAACGGAGGCCCCACUGAACCCCAGCAAGAACCGGGAGAAGGCGGCGGAGGUAUUCUUCGAGACCUUCAACGUGCCAGCUCUGUUCAUCUCCAUGCAAGCCGUGCUCAGCCUGUACGCGACAGGACGCACGACAGGAGUGGUUUUAGACUCAGGGGACGGGGUCACUCAUGCUGUCCCCAUCUAUGAGGGCUUCGCCAUGCCACACUCCAUCAUGCGGGUGGACAUUGCCGGCCGGGACGUCUCCCGCUACCUCCGGCUGCUGCUGCGCAAGGAAGGGGCGGAUUUCCACACGUCGGCGGAGUUUGAGGUUGUCCGGACCAUCAAGGAGCGAGCCUGCUACCUGUCCAUCAACCCGCAGAAGGACGAGGCGCUGGAGACGGAGAAGGUGCAGUACACCCUGCCCGAUGGCAGCACGCUCGACGUAGGGCCUGCACGCUUCCGGGCCCCCGAGCUGCUGUUCCAGCCGGACCUGGUCGGGGAUGAGAGCGAGGGGCUCCACGAGGUGCUGGCCUUCGCCAUCCACAAGUCCGACAUGGACCUUCGCCGCACGCUCUUUGCCAACAUUGUGCUCUCAGGUGGCUCCACGCUGUUCAAAGGUUUUGGGGACCGGUUACUGAGUGAGGUGAAGAAGCUUGCUCCAAAGGACGUCAAGAUCAAGAUCUCUGCCCCUCAGGAACGCCUGUAUUCCACGUGGAUCGGGGGCUCCAUCUUGGCCUCGCUGGACACUUUUAAGAAGAUGUGGGUGUCCAAAAAGGAGUACGAAGAGGACGGCUCCCGUGCUAUUCAUCGAAAGACCUUCUGAUGCCUGGGAGGGUGGAGUGUGUCCUGAAGACAGGAGGACGGGGAAGCAGAGGCCUGGACCCUUUCUGGUCAGGGUCGUCUGCAUGCCCUGAGCCCUCAGGCAGGCACUGCCCUGCACACACACAUGCACACACACACACAUAUGUACGCACAUGUAAUUUUUAGCUGCAUGGAUGCGGUCUCCAGCUGGAGCUGAGGCUUUGAGGAGCCCGUAUUGGGCUGCUUGGGGCGUCUCCCUUGUGGACCGACUUAGGCCAAGGGUUCCUCGCUCUGACUUUUGGAACUGCUUCCCCGAGCUCCAGGACCAGACACCCAAAUCCCCCAGUUCUCUGGCAGGCGCCACGCUGGGCCCUGGGGACCGUGCUAGAAAGGGGCAGCCAGCAGUGCAAGCAGGGGCAGCGGGCACGGGUGCAUCUUACACCACUGCCUCUGCCCGGGCCCACGGCCACCCGCACCUGUGCACACGUCCCCAGCAAGGGCUGUGGCCUGGGGUCCGCCUCAGGUGCCGGGGGCAGCCACAGCACGUGGCCUGUCACCCUUCCCCCUCCAAGCACGGCAGUGGCAGCCGCGCGUCUCCCUGCCCCAUACCCUGGCCCAGAAGGGUUGUGGUCUGUGCUGUUGGAGGGGAGCAGGGAACGAGUCAGGCGGGGCUGAGCAGGGCCUCCUCCCUCCCCAAGGACGGGGUCUUCGCUGUGGUCGGGCCCCACCUCGCUCUCCAGAUGUGUCCCAUAACUUAACACAGCUGCCUGAAAAAAACAUUCUUUUAUAAAUCAUUAUAGUAAUAAUUACGGACAAAGCC